CGAGAACGAGGUGGCCGGGGACUUGGAUCAUAUCUCAGGUCGACUGUUUCAUGCUGUCAGUAUGGCCCAGGUAGCCAUCACCAAGACGCAAUUUCAAACCAAGUUGAAACAACUACUAGAGAAAGAUGAUAGGGACUGCAAUCUCCUGGUUGAUGUAUACAUUGAGUUCGAAAGAUACACAAACGGAAGUUCGUUAGUGAAGGAAAAUGUCCUCCGAUUUGAUCCUAAAUUCUUUGACCAUGUGAAGAAAGGCAUUACAGAUUUGAAAGAAGUUGGCCGUCCAAUUCUUGUAAUUGGAGAGACCAGUGCCGGAAAAAGCAGUUUCCUGAAUUUGAUGAUGGGACGAAAAGUCCUUCCAGAGUUAACGGCUCCUUGUACUCACUGCAUGUGUUGUAUAAAGAAGGGCACAAAACUUGAAGCCCGCGUCAGCUCGUUUGAUGGUUCUAAACAGAGCAAUGUCCAGGUUAUCAGUGGUGAUGGUAUCAAAGACGACGAGUUUCGACACAAAUUACAGGAGUUGGUGAAUGAAGCUAACUGUGAGGAGGUCCCGGAAAGAUGUAUCGAGAUCUUUGUGCCUAGCUCCAUAUUAGAGGACAACGUGUAUCUAGUGGAUACCCCUGGAUUCGGUGAAAGUGCACAAGUUACGAAGUCACUGGUGAAAUACCUUCCCAAAGCAAUUGGCAUCAUCUUUAUUCUCAACCCGACAGUCGCUCUUGGGAUUGCUGACGACAGAGGUGUUUUGAUACUAGAUGAAAUUAAACGGCUGCAAGCAGAGGACCAGUUGCCAUCAUUUGACCCUAGCAAAAUUAUAUUCAUCGCCAACAAAUGGGAUCAAGUAUCUGAAGAAGAAAGAAAAGACCAUCGGAGGAAAAUAAUCGAAAAAAUGGAGACCGUUUGGCCAAAUUUCCAGGAGAACCAAUUAUUGCCACUUAGCGUAAUUGAUGUUCUGAGAAUACAAAAGACCGGAGUUAUUAACGAGGAGUACAAAUCGGCAUUAGCAGACUACCAGACUGUUCUCGACAAAAUUCGUGUAGUCGUUGAAUGCUGUGCUAACGCCAGGUCACGAAAACACAUGGAGUUUUUAAGCAGGGUUUUUAAACAUAUAAAAACCUUCGUGGAUUCUUCAGUAACAUUUGUUAUCUUGUCCGCGGAGGAAAAACGCAUGAAAGUCGAGAGAUUGAGGACUCUUGUAUCCGGGAUGGAAUCCACAUACGAGAAGGGGAAGAAAGCUGUUGAAGGUUUUGCUGACGAUAUUGAAGAAAACUGGCGAAGAACGUUCAUCAAUAUUUGAACAAUGUGGAAAACAGGAAAUGAGAUUUUCCCCUGGAAAAGUAGCGAUAUGCCCAAGGGCAAAGACUAUGAUGAUGUCAAGCAAAGGGCUCGAGUUGCCAUUCGGGUUUUCAUUAGUGAGGCCAUUACUAAACGCAUAGCACUUUCUCAGAAUGAACUUGAAGAACUAGCUAAUAAAAUGUCUGGAUUAACUUUGGAGCUCAACAAAAUUCAAGAAGAAAUCGAAUGCCUUCUGAAAAAUGAUGACGAUAAAGCAAUGACCCAAACAGGAGAGAGCAACACAAUGUAUCUGACCGCAGGGUAUGACGACGGAUUCAGCAAGAAGAGUAAUUGCUGCCAUAGUAUUGACAUCACCGCUAUGGAUUCCACUGGGACUCGCUGCACUAGUUACAGUUCUUCCAGUCGGAGCUAUUGUUAACUUGGCGAAAGGGAAAAUGAAGAUUGCACGUUACAACGCAAACAAAAGAGAGCAUCUCGAAAGGUGGUCAGAAAAAAUUCUCCGAGGAUACUCAGAGGAAACACUACAGUAUACCAUAUUUAGUAGAAUCACUACGCAGAUCAACAAAGAAAUGAAACUAAUUGACAAGUCAAUUACAGAAUUCAAGUUAAUAUUACAGCAUCUUGAGAAAAACAUGCAAACGCAACAAGUACCUGACGGUUAUCAUGAGAUGAACGAGAUCUGUCGUCGGAUAGAGGAAAUGCUGACGAAGGUACAGCAGUCUUAGACAAAACAGGAGUGAACAAGAUCUGUCGUCGGAUGGAGGAAAUGCUGACCAAGGUACAGCAGUCUUAGACAAAACAGGAGUGAACAAGAUGUGUCGUCGGAUGGAGGAAAUGCUGACCAAGGUACAGCAGUCUUAGACAAAACUGGAGCUGAUAAAACAACGCAGCUAAAUCGGCUUUGGACAAAAAGAACAAAUUUAUCUGCUUUUUAUUUUUCAAAAAUAUUAAAUGAAUGUAAAUAAGCAAAGACAAACUGUAUUGAAUUUUCCAUGUUUGUCACCUUUAAAGGUGAUUCACAGGGUAUAGCACAAGGUAUGACAGUUUUAGAAAGUAAGGUUCUCACAUAUAAAAGUGUCCAAUAGGGACAGUGACAAAGAUACGGCGUCUAUAAAUAUGCUCCAUAAGGACAGCGAACAAGAUACAGCAGUCUUAGACUAGUAAAGAUCUCACCUAUAAAGGUGUUUCAUAAGGACAGCGAACAAGAUAUAGAGGAUAUCUAACAGUGUCUUCAGUAAUACCAAAUAUAUUUCACGAGUGGGGCUGAUAUUUUGAUAUUUUUCACGAGU
Pecten maximus is the source of this 2579-nucleotide messenger RNA. RefSeq lists its product as uncharacterized. The record is from RefSeq and is a predicted model, not a curated record. The transcript is spliced from 9 exons. Bases 62 to 1291 code for a protein of 409 amino acids. Lineage: Eukaryota; Metazoa; Mollusca; Bivalvia; Pectinida; Pectinidae.